This is a messenger RNA of Chelmon rostratus (copperband butterflyfish), 5407 nucleotides long. It is a transcript of the gene adam10a, whose product is annotated as ADAM metallopeptidase domain 10a. Gene Ontology annotation, cellular component: plasma membrane; synaptic membrane. NCBI's taxonomy places the organism in Eukaryota, Metazoa, Chordata, Actinopteri, Chaetodontiformes, Chaetodontidae. The coding region runs from base 352 to 2619 and encodes 755 amino acids. Gene Ontology annotation, biological process: Notch signaling pathway; membrane protein ectodomain proteolysis. Gene Ontology annotation, molecular function: metalloendopeptidase activity involved in amyloid precursor protein catabolic process. The record is from RefSeq and is a predicted model, not a curated record. The transcript has 16 exons.
GGCAUAUUUUCAGGCUGCUAACCGCGACACUUUUUGCUGUCCUUGUGUUAAACUGCAUGGUGGCUUUGAGGUGAUUUGUAGUUGGUCUUUAGAGGCCCUAUAAUCACGAUAGUAAAGGGAUGGGUGUGUCCGAGCUUUCUUGGCAAAACACGCCGGAAGGGAGGAGGGCCUGUCUGUCGGUCUAUCUGUCUGCCUGACGUCGGGUUGCUGGAGACAGGCAGAGCCGGUGUUUGUGAUGGGAGCUAGCUAACUAGGAAAGGCGACUAUACCUUUAAGUGAAAGAAACAAGAAACAAUCAGCGGUAUCGCUGUGUCGCUUAGCUAGUUUACUGGGCUUACAGGGAGUUUCGAUAUGAUAUUUGUGAAACUAAUUGUCAUGUUUUGCUGCCUACGAGAUGUUACAGGUCAGUUUGGGAACCCUUUGAACAAAUAUAUUCGCCAUUAUGAAGGUUUAUCAUAUGACACAGAAGCCCUGCACGACAGUCACCAGAGAGCCAAGAGGGCACUCUCUCCUCAAGACAGGACCGUGCAGCUGGACUUCCAUGCACAUGGAAGGUAUUUUAACUUGCGGAUGAAGAGAGAUACAACUCUGUUUUCUCCAGAUGUCGUCAUUCAGGUGUCGGGAGAGGAGGCACCCCUUGAUACAUCGCAUAUUUACAGUGGAGAAGUCUUUGGUGAAAAAGGCACACUGACUCAUGGCUCUGUGGUUGAUGGUCGCUUUGAGGGCUUCAUUCAAACCCACCAAGGGACAUACUAUGUUGAACCCUCAGAGCGGUACCUUAAGGACAAGAAUGUGCACUUCCACUCCGUCAUCUAUCAUGAGGAUGACAUCAAUUAUCCUCAUAAGUAUGGCUCAGAGGGCGGCUGUGCUGACCACUCAGUGUUUGAGAGGAUGAGAAAGUACCAGGCAUCUGCAGUGGAGGAGCCGGUUAAAGGAGGGAACAGUGUGUUGGAGGAGGAGAGCUCCCACGGUCCUGUUAUUCUGAGGAGAAAGAGGGCAGCGGCGAAAGAGAAAAACACUUGCCAGCUCUUCAUCCAGACUGACCACCUCUUUUUCAAAUACUACGGCACAAGAGAGGCCGUCAUUGCCCAGAUCUCCAGCCACGUGAAGGCCAUUGACUCCAUUUAUCAGGCCACAGACUUCAUGGGCAUCAGAAACAUCAGCUUCAUGGUUAAAAGGAUCAGGAUAAAUACCACCAGCGACGAACGGGACAAAAGCAAUCCAUUCCGCUUUGCCAACAUCGGAGUGGAGAAGUUUCUGGAGCUUAACUCUGAACAGAACCACGAUGACUACUGCCUAGCCUAUGUCUUCACCGACAGGGACUUUGAUGAUGGGGUUCUUGGCUUAGCUUGGGUUGGGGCUCCUUCAGGAAGCUCUGGGGGCAUUUGUGAGAAGAGCAAACUGUACUCUGAUGGAAAGAGGAAGUCUCUGAACACUGGUAUCAUCACUGUGCAGAACUACGCCUCUCAUGUCCCUCCCAAGGUGUCACACAUCACCUUCGCUCAUGAGGUUGGGCACAACUUUGGCUCUCCUCACGACUCUGGGAUCGAAUGCACCCCCGGAGAGUCUAAGUUGCAGGACAAAAAGGAGCAGGGCAACUACAUCAUGUACGCCCGAGCCACAUCGGGGGAUAAGCUCAACAAUAACAAGUUCUCUGUCUGCAGCAUCCGCAACAUAACCGCUGUUCUAGCGAAAAAAAGAGACGAUUGUUUUGUCGAGUCUGGCCAGCCUAUCUGUGGUAAUGGACUGGUGGAAGCUGGAGAAGAUUGUGACUGCGGCUACAGUGAUCAGUGUAAAGACCCCUGCUGCUACAGCGCCAAUGAAGGGGAGGGCAAAAAGUGCACACUCCGACCUGGCAAGAUCUGCAGUCCCAGCCAAGGGCCAUGUUGCACACCAGAGUGUACUUUCAAGGGCACGAAUGAGAGGUGCAGAGUGGAGUCCGAGUGUGCCAAAGAGGGCAAGUGCAAUGGAGCUAUUGCUCUGUGUCCCGCCUCAGAACCAAAGGAAAACUUCACCUCUUGCCAUUCAGAAACACAAGUCUGCCUCAGUGGGGUAUGUUCUGGUUCCAUUUGUGAGAAGUAUAAUCUGGAGGUGUGCACCUGUGCCAGCGAAGACGGCAGGGAUGAGGCAGCCGAGCUGUGCCACGUGUGCUGCAUGGAGAAAUCGAACCCCAGCACCUGCAGCAGCUCAGGCUCAAAGAGAUGGGCCAAAUUCUUCAACGGGACGGUCACGACGCUGCAGCCCGGCUCACCCUGCAAUGACUUUAAGGGCUACUGCGAUGUGUUCAUGAGGUGCCGUCUGGUGGAUGCCGACGGGCCUCUGGCAAGGCUCAAGAAAGCCAUCUUCAAUGCAGAGCUCUACGAGAAUAUUGCAGAGUGGAUAGUGGCUCACUGGUGGGCAGUGCUGUUGAUGGGCAUCGCUCUUAUUAUGCUAAUGGCCGGCUUCAUCAAGAUCUGCAGCGUCCACACCCCCAGCAGCAACCCCAAACUGCCCCCACCAAAGCCACUGCCAGGUACACUGAAAAGGAGAAGACCGCAGAACGCACACCCGCAGUCACAGGGCCAGCGGCACCACCGUCAGCACAGAGAGGACUAUCAAAUGGGACAGAUGAGACGCUGAGACAGUGCUCUGCUCUUUGCCUUGGUUCUUCUCAGUGCCUACAAUGGGAGCACAUCACUCCAAAGAGUUACCUUUACCACCUAUUGCAAAAGUCAAAGAACUUAGAACUGGAUCGAUUUCACUGGACAAAGCCUGAAGGGUUUUUUUGGGGGGGGGCUAACAAACUCAUUCAGCACCUCUGAGCCAGGUAACAGUGGUUCACACAGCUUUUAUAGGAAAUAAAUAACUUUUCCAAGGAGGGACAGGAGGAGAAAUUCACUGAUCUCUGUUAUGUGGUCUUACUCUCAUUUUUUUUUUUUUUUUCAACCAGAACGGAGGAAAGAGAAGCAGCUUUGUGUUCAGAGUUACUUUCCUUUGUCCUCCAUUUGUGCUACCUUUUUCUUUCCUGUUCUUCCUCUCUGAAGUGCUGCCAUCAUCAGCACGGAAGUAGGACUGCAAGACGUGUGGUUUUGGCUGCCAAUCAAAAACAGCAUUGAGACUUUGGGUUGGGGGAAAAGUGUUUUUUUUUCUUUGUUAUUUUUUUUGCCAAUACACUUAGAUUGUUUUAAAUCAAAACACCAUCAAAAAUUGAAGCUUAAGCUUACAUGUUUUCUUUCAGUGUGCAAUUGUACAGAUGUUCUGUGUUUCAAAUGAAAUAGAUUUUCUGUACGAUGAAGAUUAUUUACUGUUUUAAUUCACUUUCUCAGGAUUAAUAAAACAACAGCAAACAAGUGUAUGGAGUGGAAAAGAUGGCUGCAUGCAUAUUGCAGGGUAAAGUCCCUCCUGGCUGAAGCCUGUACAGAGGAGUUCACAUAGGCUGAAAAGAAUGUAGAUAUAUGAGCUUGAUAAGAUUAUAGUGUCAUCUGUUAUCAGAUGGAGGAGCUGUGGAGGGAAGUUAAUUAUCUGGAUAUGUAUAUUUCUUGUUGUGAUGUGGUUUUGCAGCUGCGUUUACAUAAAGGUAUAGUCUGGGGCUGAAAUGGUGAGAGAAAUAGCUUUUUAUCAACCUGAUUGUAUCACACUUAUUCUGUCACCGCAGUUGUGACACGUUUGUUAAGCAUGUAGCGUCAUGCUACAGAUGCGUGUGUGUCUUCACAUUCAGAAUGAGAAUAGUGAAAGCAUAAAGGAGAAUUUGUUCAAACUGAACGCUGUGGACAAAGAAGCCUGCAUAUACACAAAGUGUCCCGGUGUGAUUGUCCUGCCCGCGUUCUCACUUGUUCUGUUUUCUGUCCACCUCUUGAAUUUCACACACUGGCAGUUUUAAGAAAUCUGUUUAAACCACUCCGAGGCAGAUGGAUCCUCUGGGCCUCUGUAGCCAGAUGAACCUUUCUGGAUUAAAUGUGAUCGAGAAUUUAGCUUUUAUUGAUUUUACUUGCAGUUCAGAUUGUAUGUGUAUGUGGUUGAAUUGAAUCAUUUGGGGGGAAACUAGAGCUUCUAAUGUGUUUGUUGCUUUGUCGCUGCUGUUAACUGACAUUUACUAGAGCGAACAAUCACUGUGUGUCAGUCACCCACCGCUGUUCUGUUCUGUCCUGACUUUUCCUACUGAUCGGGAUUUUCUCAAGGAACCUCGCCACCCUUGUUUACGCCCUCUCAGUUUGUGUAAUUGCAUUAAAUAUGUGCCUACUUAAAGCAGCGUGACUGAAGUUGGAGUAUGAGUGUCAGUGAUCUGUACUGAGACUGGAAUCAUGCAUGAAUUGGCAGUUUAUCCAAACACUGUCACCAGACUGGACUGAUGAAAAUGAAAGAUGUAAUAGCAGUGAUGUGGUUGAGGGCUCGGCAAUGUAUAAUAAAUGUGAUAAAUAUUGGAAAUGUAAGUGAUGAGCACUUAUUUUCUUUCUUAUAUUAUUGCCCAGCUCUAAUUUGGCUCACCUUGAGUUGUCAGUUGUCUCCAGAUUAAAUUUAGGUCAACUUCACUGACUGAUGGAUGAGAGUGCAAAAUACUCUUAGUUGAGUUACUGGUAGAAUAAAAAACAUAUACGUGUAUAGUUUCUUAAGAUGGACUUUUUUCUUACCCUUGAAAAGAGUUGUCUCAAGCCCAACGGCAGCUCAGCGUUGUUUUCUGUACAAGGUAGGAGGAUGUUGUGUUAUCGAACAGUUAUAGAUUCUAUGCAGAGCAUCACAGAACCGCGAUCAAGUCAGCCUCUUCACAGAGAAAUGCCUUCACUGUUUUCUCCUGUAUGGGUAUGUGGAAAAUUCUGAUGUAUUUUCAAAGUAGUCGCUCAUGUCGAUGUGCUACAGCAAAGUUUCUGAGCAGACAAAAUGCAAUCCUCUGUGGCUUCUUAUACUGAUUUUGUUUGUCUUUUUGGUGCUACUGGUAGUGCUUUUUCCUGGGUUGGACCUCAAAGUAUAUUUUUCAUUAUCUCUGGCAAAAUUUAAAGCUUCUUUCUCUCUCUCUCUCUCUCUCUCUCUGUGUGUGUGUGUGUGUGUGUGCGUGUGCGUGCGCUCUCUGCUGAAUCAUCCUCUUUCGUUGAUAUGGUAAGAUGUGGACAUUACUGGGUGUUGGGGAAUAAUAAUACUCUGGGAAAUGUUUCUUUCUUUUACAUGUGUUGCUCUGAUGUUGGGAAAAUGUGCACUGAAGUGUAAUCAAUGUAAGCAGAGAAUCCAAAAUGGUAUAGAUUCAGUACUACUGUCUGAUUUUAAUGUGUCCUGUGUUUUAUACAGUGUCUUCAAUUGUCCUUUUGUUUUUAUUUACCUUUUUGUUCUGUUCCCCAUCUGCUUACUUUGAAAAUUUGACUAAAUUUGCAAAGUUAUUGUGCAAAAAUAUAAUUUCUUUUGAACUACUUGAAAUGCAUUAAUAAACCAGAAUUGAUCA